Molecule: messenger RNA, 1623 nt
Organism: Priapulus caudatus
Lineage: Eukaryota; Metazoa; Priapulida; Priapulimorpha; Priapulimorphida; Priapulidae
Product: unconventional myosin-XV-like
Exons: 14
Biological process (GO): actin filament organization; vesicle transport along actin filament
Cellular component (GO): myosin complex; actin-based cell projection; vesicle
Molecular function (GO): ATP binding; microfilament motor activity; actin filament binding
Source: RefSeq, a predicted model, not a curated record
GGGGCGCUGGUGUGGUUUGAUCCAGGCCUGGGCUACCCGAUCCCAGGGGAAGUGGUCGACCUCUCCCCAACACACAACGUCAUUAGCAUACGAUCCAACUAUGGCGAGAAGACGUACACAGGAAGCAUCUUGGUGGCAGUGAAUCCCUACAAGAUGUUUGACAUCUACGGACUCGACAUGGUGAAGAAAUACGAGGACAAGAUUCUCGGCCAGCUACCCCCCCAUCUAUUCGCGAUCGCCAAUGCUGCUUACACGACGAUGAGUCGCGACAGAGAAGAUCAAGUCAUUGUCAUCAGCGGUGUGAUAACUGGCGCGCAGACGAAGGAAUAUCUGCUGGAGAAAUCUCGCAUCGUGAAGCUGGCAGCGGGUGAACGUAACUACCACGUAUUCUACGAGAUGUUAGCCGGUCUGCCGCAGCAGCAGAAGGACAAGUACGGACUGCAAACUGUCGACAAAUACUUCUACCUAAACCAGCGAGGGGAAGAAGCGAUGAGGAAGACUUUCACAGCUGCUGUCGGCGCUGGAGGUGUUGGCUUCAGUAGCGAGGAACAGACGACGGUAAUUCGGCAUCCUCGCGUCCUGUGCUUCACGCUUGGCAACAUCUACUUCAACCGACUGCAGCAGACGCAUCAGCAGGAAGGCGUUGACCUUGGUAGCGACGUCGAGAUCAAAUGGACGAGCCACCUGCUAGGCAUCGACGAUAAAGGACUGGCGCAAGCACUGACCACCAAGAUCACGGAAGCGAGAAACGAGAGAGUGAUGACGUCAUUCAACAUCGACCAGGCAUUGGAUGCGCGUGACGCCAUUGCUAAGGCGCUGUACGCGCGUCUUUUCUGCUGGCUCGUGAAACGCAUCAACAGCAUCACGGGCAAGGGAGACAAGAGAACGUCUAUAGCCGUGCUGGACAUUUUCGGCUUCGAGGACUUUGCCGAGAAUAGCUUCGAACAGCUGUGUAUCAACUACGCGAACGAGACACUGCAGUUCUACUUCAACAAGCACAUCUUCCACAUGGAGCAGCAGGAGUAUGCGAGAGAGAAGAUCGCCUGGCAGCCGAUAGCAUUCACAGAUAACCAGGCUUGCAUCGACCUCAUCGCAAAGAAACCUAUCGGUAUCUUACACAUCCUCGACGAUGAAAGUAACUUCCCUAAGGCAACGAACGUCAGCUUUCUGGAGAAGUGUCACUUCAACCAUAGUACGACGGAUCUGUACAGUAGGCCCCGCAUGUCGGCACCGGAGUUUGCCGUAAGGCAUUACGCUGGCAACGUCUGGUACAACGUUGACGGAUUUCUAGACAAGAACAGAGACACACUGAGACUGGACGUCGUUGAUUUACUCAUCGGCAGUAAAAACCCGCUGAUAUCGAAGCUGUUUAAGAAGUGGAAAGACGAGGAGAUGCACAAGACCGUUAGUAAGCCGAACGGCCGCCACGUGGCGCUGAAGCCGCGUACACCGACGGUGGCAGCACGCUUCCAUGAAAGCCUGCUACUGUUGAGGAAUUCGGCCCACGGUGACGUUUCCGGGCACGAGUUUCGCAUGGUUCGAGACCCGAUACAGGCGCCAUUUCUUCCGAAGCAGUCCGAUGUCGACUACCAGGAUUCACUAAUGAUAUUCAAACUGGCUUGA